This is a messenger RNA of Penicillium malachiteum, 528 nucleotides long. RefSeq lists its product as uncharacterized. The transcript has a single exon. Lineage: Eukaryota; Fungi; Ascomycota; Eurotiomycetes; Eurotiales; Aspergillaceae. The coding region runs from base 1 to 528 and encodes 175 amino acids. The record is from RefSeq and is a predicted model, not a curated record.
AUGGCGCCUACGGAGCAACCAAGCAAGGGGGGGAAUUCGUUUGAAAUGAGAACCUUGCGAAGUAAACUAUCGCAACGUUUUGCCGGUAGGACUACGCCACCUCCCAGCACAGAGUCCACACCGGCCAAAGCUACCAGGGUGCAAGCGAUCGAAUUCCACGAUACAAAGACAGAAUUUGUUAUCGAGGUUGACGAUAAUGAUGAGAGGACAGUACGCCGAUAUCAUGCCUUUAAUGUUCUGGACCUUGAUGGGGCAGAGGAGGCAAUUCAGAAGUUCCACUCCCAUAUUCUGCCCAAGGGAGGGCUACAGCCAAAGAAUUGGCGAAUAGAGCCAGGUCAUGAGGUAACAUUGCGCCUAGCGGCGGCGAGUAAAGCCCCUAUUUUCAUGGAAAGGGGAGUUGAUGGCAACUUUUUCAUAUCAAUAGCACCUGGAACGUCUUGGGCUCAGGAGAAUGAUCAGAAAACUGGGAGCCAGAUGAAAGAUAACGGAGACAAGAGCGCUCCAGAAUGCGCAAUUUUGACACCAUAA